UAUUAUCACGUCAAUUAGAUUAAACCAAAUUAUAAGGCUCUAGCAAAGAGACAGUUGCCAGAAAUGCCGUUAAUGGAUUCAAGCCUGCUCCGAAACUCAACCCCAUUUACACUUGGACCCCUACCCAACCUCCUGAAUAAAACCCAGAAAUGCCGCCACUCUCUCUCUUCAUUCUCCCUCCCAACAAAUUCUCGCAAACACCUCUUCAUGCGGAGAAGUGGCAGUAGCAGCGGACCCCGAAACGACGUCACUUUCGACGAGGCGGCUUACGAAGCCGAGCGGCUCAGCCUUGACGCCAAGGCUCGAGAAGAAAUGGCUGAGACUUCGAAGAUUGAGACCCAGCAAAGUGGGGUUGCCGAAGACCCGAAAGCUUGGAAAUGGGUGAUCCGGAAGAGAAUUUGGGACAUGAUGGAGGCCCGGAACAUAGCCCAGAAUCCGCGCCCUGUUCACCAUCGCAUCCCAAACUUCGUUGGCGCUGCAGCUGCUGCGGAUAAAUUGGGUGGGUUGGAAGUGUUUCGGGUCGGGAAUUGCGUGAAGGUUAAUCCAGAUUCACCUCAGAAGCAAGUCAGGUUUCUCACACUCUCUGGUGAGAAGAAGUUGUUAACUCCGCAACCCCGUUUAAGGACUGGGUUUUUCUCCAUUCUUGAAUCCCAUAUGUUGACUCCUAGUACAAUCAAAGAGGCUUGCACCUCUGUUGGGGUCGCCAAGUAUGGGCGGGCGAUUGGAUUAGACGAGAAAAUCAAGGUUGAUCUUAUUGUCAUCGGCUCAGUUGCUGUUGAUCCAAGGACAGGCGCUCGACUUGGCAAGGGUGAGGGAUUUGCAGAACUUGAAUAUGGGAUGCUGCGAUUCAUGGGAGCCAUUGAUGACUCAACACCAGUUGUCACUACGGUGCAUGACAGUCAAUUGGUAGAUGAUAUUCCGAUUGAGAAGUUGUUAGUCCAUGAUGUACCAGUGGACAUCAUAUGCACUCCAACCCAGGUCAUAUUUACCAACACAUCAAUUCCAAAGCCUCAAGGGAUUUACUGGGACAAAUUGUCCCCUGAGAAGCUCGGGCAAAUUAGAAUACUUAGAGAGCUCAAGAGAAGGAUUGAGAAGGAGACUGGACAAAAGCUUCCAUGUGGUCCAUCUGAGAAACUGCCUCCAACAGCUAGACGAGGGAGAUAACUGAUUUGUUCUUCAAAGAAAAUUAAAUGGUGCAACAAGAAAGAAGAAGGAACAGAAAAAUUCAAUGUAUAGACCAUUUCUGUUCUGCACUAAUAAAUGUUCAUUCCUUUCUUUUUACAUGUAUAACGAAUUGCACAGACGAAAGGGAAAAAAAAAUGUAGCUACAUAAUCCAUGACUCGCUUUCUUGCAGCUUGCUUGGUACUGUUGUCGGGAAAGGUUACAACGAUUAUGAAUGCUUGUGUGAGAGGGUAGAGGAGUGUGAUACAUGAUAUUUGAAGUGCCAAAA
Molecule: messenger RNA, 1451 nt
Organism: Prunus mume (Japanese apricot)
Lineage: Eukaryota; Viridiplantae; Streptophyta; Magnoliopsida; Rosales; Rosaceae
Product: NagB/RpiA/CoA transferase-like superfamily protein
Cellular component (GO): cytoplasm
Source: RefSeq, a predicted model, not a curated record